UCUGGCCCCCUCCCGCGAUGCCUCUGCAGGUUAGCGAUUACAGCUGGCAGCAGACGCGGCAUGCAGUCUUUCUUUCUGUGCCCCUCCGAGGCGUCUGCGUAAGAGAUACGGACGUGUUUUGCACUGAAAACUAUCUGAAGGUCAAUUAUCCUCCAUUUUUAUUUGAAGUGUUUUUAUAUGCGCCCAUUGACGAUGCUACCAGCAAAGCCAAAAUUGGGAAUGAUGCUGUUUGCUUCACCUUGUAUAAAAAAGAAGCGGCCAUUUGGGAGUCCCUUUCUCUGUCAGGUGUUGACAAAGAAAUGAUGCAAAGAAUAAGGGAAAAGUCUGUUUUACAAGCACAAGAGACAGCGAAAGAGGCUGCGGAAGCAAAAGCUGCAGCAAGGCGGGAAGAUCAAAAAUAUGCACUGAAUUUUAUGAUGAAGAUUGAAGAAGAAGAAAGGAAAAAGAUAGAAGAUAUGAAAGAAAAUGAACGGGUAAAAGCAACUAAAGAAUUGGAAGCCUGGAAAGAACAUCAAAGAAAAGCUGAAGAACAAAAAAAAAUACAGAGAGAAGUGAAAUUAAAUCAACAAGAAAAGCACAUUGAAGAAGAAAGAAAAAAAUUACGACAUAAAAAAAGUCUUGAUAGAAACUUGGCAUCUACAAAUCUUGCCACAAAAGGGAGAAAUUCAGAAAAUAUGUUUUUUGAUAAAUUAAAUGAAGACAGUGUUCCUGCUCCUCGCUCUGUUGGCAAUAUUAAAAUCAGCUUUACCCCUCGAGUAUUCCCAACUGCUCUCCGAGAAUCACAAGUAGCAGAAGAAGAGGAGUGGCUACAUAAACAAGCAGAAGCACGAAGAACAAUGAAUACUGAUAUUCCUGAACUUUGUGAUUUAAAAGAAGAGGAAAAGAACCCAGAAUGGUUGAAGGACAAAGGAAACAAACUGUUUGCAACAGAAAACUAUUUGGCAGCUAUUAAUGCAUACAACUUAGCCAUAAGACUAAAUAAUAAGAUGCCUUUGUUGUACUUGAAUCGGGCUGCUUGCCACCUAAAAAUAAAAAACUUACACAAGGCCAUCGAAGAUUCUUCUAAGGCACUGGAAUUACUGACACCACCUGUUGCAGGCAAUGCUAAUGCAAGAAUGAAGGCACACGUACGACGUGGAACAGCAUUCUGUCAACUAGAAUUGUAUGUAGAAGAUGUUCCAUUCAUCUUCCCUUCACUCAAGACCUACCCUUGAUGAUGCCUUAUCGGAGAAUGGGCACCACAAUGACUACAGGAUUAUGAAGCUGCACUUAAGAUUGACCCAUCCAACAAAAUUGUACAAAAUGAUGCUGAGAAGAUUCGGAAUAUAGUUCAAGGAACAGAACUAAAAUCUUAAUGACUACCAGAGACAACUAGGUAUUGUUUUAAGUGUUACAAAAAUAAUUGGAGAUGUUAGGAAUCUAUACAUAAUAUGGCUGAUUGGGCAGAAUUACUUUCUGUUUAGUAUUCUAGUUCUGUAAAGAGCAAAAUAUUACAAAUCUGUAGAAAAUGUGAUGUUUGAUUUGAAUGGUUUCUGAAUAAGAAAACCAAAAUAAGAAUAAAUUAUUUUGAUUAUUUGUUUCUUUAUAUUAAUACAUAGUUUAAUUACACAUUUUUUUUCUCACUGAAUUGAGUUUACCCUUGUAACCAACAAAGUAUUUGUUAGUGUGAUGGGUACCAGAACACUUACUGAUUAAUUUUUAACAAGAUAGAAUUUUAAAAUAGAAGAUCAUGUUUAUAAAGCAUUUUGGUUUGUAUUAAAUAUAUGAUUUAAUUGUCUGAUAGGUACUAGUAGGUUUCUGCUUUUUUUACAAAAAGCAUAGAACCUUGUUUUUAUAAAAAAUAUUUUUCUACCUUCUGUUGAUUAUGGUUAGACCAGCACAGUCGAGUAGAACAACUGUUUGGAAACCUUUAUUGUCAACUCUACUUAUAGGUAGUGUUUCUCCAAAACAUUGAUCAAUUGAUCAUAUUUUGUAGCACUAUCUGGUGAAGAUAAGUUUUCUAGUUUAUUUUCUAAUACUUUCAAAUAAACUAGGGCAAAAGGGGGAGGUGUUAAUUUAGGAUAUUAUGGUAUGGGCAUUGGAUUGCACCACCUUUUGGUUAUAUCACUUUGUAAUGAAGCAAGCAUGCUUUAAACACCACAGUACAGGUUCUCUUUUGCAUGUAGUAGUUGUCACAACUCACUUUUUAUAUUUAGAUGAUCUUUAGUAAAAUAAAACUUAGGAUGAGUUUUUAUAGUAAUAUUAUUUUAUCAUCUGAUGUUGUCAUUCAAGUGAAUCAUAAAACAGCCCCAUUCAGUUUUGUGUGUGUUUUUUUUAAUUGCAAUUCCUUUUUGAAUGUGUAAGAGAGUGGUAUAGUUCAGCAACCUUGAAACUUCUACUUCUAUAAGGCAACUUUUGAUAACUUCUCUAGCAGUCCAACCCAGUUAUCAGAAUUUAUGUUGAGGCAGGAUUAUUUUUCUUUUAAUCAGCCCUGGUUAAUAAAAAAAAACAAAAAUGUACCUAACAUAAAGAUGGGCUUCUCUGUGGCAAAACACCAGUUUGACAUUCAAAAAAACCUUGAAAGCAAAUUUAAUUAUUCUUGAAUUCCCUAACCCAUACAUCAAAAGGGAAUUCUGUUUAAGAAAGAAAUACUCUUCAAUCCUUAAAAGCAAGCAGCUGAUCAAAAACAUCUCCAGAAGCCUCUCAGGCAUUUUUCUCAUUCUGGUCUUACUUUUUUGAGCUGGCAGUUUCAUUCCUUUCUAAGGUUAAUUAAUCUGGUCUUUCCUCAAUUUCUCUUAAUUACCAUCCCAAUCUGUAAAGAAAAGAGUGCUCUCAAAAGCUGCCCUAUGGGCAAAGGAUCUUUCCUUAUGAGGAGGUAGAAGAAAGGAAAGUAUUAAGUAGUUGUAUAUGUUAAUAUAUUUGUCCCUAUCCUCUAAUUAAAAUAUUUGUGUAAAUACAACAGACACUCAUUUAUGUUUAGGAAGUAUUUGACUUCUUUUGAUUUCAGCAGUCCUCUAUGGUCUGCAAGGGACUUUUGUUUUAGGAUUAAGUGGCGAUAGAUAUGUUAAAAUAUUGAUGUAGACUUGCCCAUUUCCUUUUUGAUAAACACAUGCUUCCCAAAAUAGUGUUGCUAUUAAAGCCUAUGAAUAAAAGAUAAGAAAAAUUGUGGUAGCCUUUUGAUUUUUUUUCAUAAUGCCAAUUUAAUUAUUUGAUGGAAAUUAAUUUCUAUUAAAUAUAGUAGUUACAGAAAUAUAAACUGGAGAGACCUUUACUCCCCCAUUACUGUGUGGUUACUAUACAUAGAUAUACCAUGUACACAUUUGUUAAAGAAAACUUUUCAGACAAAUUUAAUUAUGAAAAAAAAAGUUAUAUCAUCAUAGUAAAUUCAAAGGAAAGACCCCUAGCUAGCCAAUUUUAGUAGUGGAUGCUUUACAUGACUAGGAAAUAGAUAACAUUGUUAGAUUAGAUUAAAAGCAAGAAUAUUUCCUUGCAGGUCACUAGCCUCUUGGCUGACAGUCACUUAAGAAAGUCACCUGGGGUGGAUGGGUAGCUAGUUUCCCCAAUCCAGCCUUUAUCUCAUUAAAUUGUUUAAGCAUUUUGUCAGAAAUGCUCAUUUCUUCUUUUCUUCCCAGAAGAACUGUGAAUUACAUCAUGCAAAAAAGUUUUGUCCCACACCAGGUUUGGCAUAAUUUUUCUUUUACACAUUUUGGCUCUUUACUGACAGAGGUUAAGGUGUUAAUUCUAAUAAAUAAAUAUUGUCCAGUAGUUCAGUGGAAAGACAUAUGUUCAUGUAAGUAUACCAUGUGCUGGUUCCCUAGCAAGUGGAGUACUUUCCAUUAAGUCUCAUCCAUAUAGGCAAUAAGGGCAAAGGAUUUUACAUACCCUCUGGGGAAAAGGUUAGUAGGUGAUCUCCCAAGAAGCCUGACAACACGGAGUGUCUUUCAUUACCUUAUAAAGUUGAUCUGGCUCAGUCUCACUGCAUAGAAAUCUGAUUGUGUCACUAUCCAUAUUUUACUUUCCAAAAGUAGAUCCAUCUCUAAGGACCAAGUACACAUUAGAAGCUCAGGAGAUUGAAUAAAACAGAAUGCCUAUUUAUUAAUUCAUAAUCAGAAAUUCAGUGAGAAUGACCCUUGGUACUAUAGGUUAUAUGACAUCUCAUUUUUUCCUUGUAGGCAGAUAAAUAUGGGAAAUUAAAUUAUAAAAGUUCUUCAACAAACAUGAAAUCAAAACAAAGAAUUAGUUUGAUGAAUAGAAUGUUUCAUGACAUUAUGUGUACAAUUCUGUACAACAGGCUUCCUCUCCUAUAAAGUUUAGAUAAUUCCCUUUGUUUACAAGCCUCGAGGCUUACCUCACUGUAAUUAUCAUGUACUAACAAUGAAACAAAGUUUCUUCUUCUGUCAUGAUUAGGUUACCAAUGUCUUCUCUUUGUCCACAAUCUUUGAAAUGUAUUUGUGCUUUUCAAAAUGUUUUGAAGGUUUAUGACCCUCAAACCAUCUCUCUCAAGAUAUUCUCUUCAAGGAACUUAUUUUUGACAGUACUUUAAACAUAUUUCAUUUUAGCCUUUUUAAUGACCCAAAUAAAACUGAUUUUUGGUAAAUGAGCUAAUAAGUGUAAACUGAUCAGUACAGUACCUAACCCCUAAAACUAUUUUGUCAAAUACAUUAAUUACUUUCUUGAUGGGUGAAUGGUUAAUUUCAUGUGUUAACUUGGCUAGGUAAUAGUGUUCAGUGGUUUGGUCAAGUAAGCACUUGCCUGAUUGUUAUUUUGAAGGUAUUUCACAGACAGAUUUAAGUCAUUAGGACAUUGAUUACUUGCAUAGAUGAUUACAUCUACAAUCAACAAAGGAGACUGCCUUGAGCAAUGAGAAGAGUAGCCUCAUCCAAUCAGUUGGAGGCCUCAAAGCACGAACUGAGGAUUUUAGGAGUCAGAGGAAGAAUUUCUGUCUACUUCUGCCAGCCAGGCUCUCCUGAGGAAUUCACUUUUAUCUUCAUCAGAGUUCCCAACUUGUGGCCUGCCCUGUGGAAUUUGGAUUUGCCGAUCCCCACUGUUGUGUGAACUAAUUCCUAUAAAUAAUUAUUUUAGUAUUUAUAUAUACAUCCUGUUGGUUCUGUUUCUCUGGAGAACCCUGACUGAUAUAAUGGGCUAAAAUUGUAUUUCUGAUAAUCUUUUGGUUUAUACCUAAAAGUGAGGGAAAGUACCUAAAUAAAUUGGUAAAAUAUG
This is a messenger RNA of Choloepus didactylus (southern two-toed sloth), 5199 nucleotides long. It is a transcript of the gene DNAAF4, whose product is annotated as dynein axonemal assembly factor 4. Gene Ontology annotation, biological process: cilium movement; outer dynein arm assembly; inner dynein arm assembly. NCBI's taxonomy places the organism in Eukaryota, Metazoa, Chordata, Mammalia, Pilosa, Megalonychidae. The transcript has 10 exons. The coding region runs from base 18 to 1214 and encodes 398 amino acids. Gene Ontology annotation, molecular function: nuclear estrogen receptor binding. The record is from RefSeq and is a predicted model, not a curated record.